AUGGACCCCAAAAACCUAGAUACCUUUAGUCUGAAGUUAAGACAUGGAGGGAGCCUAAAAAAGAAUGGAAUAGGAUAUGUUGGAGGGGCUACUCAGUCUUAUAAUUUGAAUAUUGAUUUGUGGGGGAUGAUAACUUUAAGGGACACAGUUGAGGAAUUGGGAUAUAACAUGUUAGAUAAAUUUAAAUACUUCACACCUACUAGUGGGGUCUUAUUUGAAUUAAACAAUGAUAGUGAUUGUUGGGCAAUAUGUGACAGUGGCCAGUUUCCCAAACAAAUUGAGGUUUGGGUGAUAGGUGAUGAGGGAGCUGGGGAUGGUGAAAAUGUAGUUGAAGGUGAGGAGGAGUUUGAUGAUUUGGAGUACAGUGAGGGUAGUGGGGAUACUGAGGGAAAUGAUGACUUAGAGUUUGAUGGGCAUGUAGAUCAGAAUGCAGAAUUUGCAGGGGUUGAUGCUGUUCAAUCAUCUAGGGAGAAUAUUGUUUCUGUGAAUGAUGGAAAUGGGGUUGGGAGUGUGAAAUAUGGAAAUGGAGGUCUGAAUUUCUCUGAUGAAGAUAGUGGGAAGGACAGUGAUGAUGAAAAGAAAUUUAAGUGGCCAGAGUUUAGGGCAAAGACUGAGAUGAAUUGCCCUAAGUUCUCUGUUGGAUUAACUUUUGGAUCUAAGGUUGAGUUUAGAGAAGCUGUCUAUAAUUAUGCUUUGCAUACUGGGAAGGAAUUAAAGUUUACAAAGAAUGACAAGUGUAGGAUGUGUGUAAGGUGUAGACAAAGUGGUUGUCCUUUCAAGAUUAAUUUAUGGAAAGUUAAGGAUGACAUGUCUUGGAGAAUUGUUAGUUAUCAUGAACAACAUGAUGGGUGUGGUUGGGUGUAUGAAAACUCCAUGGUGAAAUCAACAAGAAUGGCUAAAAGAUGGGUGAAAGAAAUUGGCCACCACAGCAACUGGAGUACUAAUGAAUUUAGAAACAAGGUGAAGGUUGAUGACAAAUGUGAAAUAAGUAAGAAGCAAGCUUGGAGGGCCAUAACAAAAGCUAAGGCUGUGAUUGAAGGAGAAGCUAUGGACUUUUUCAACAAGAUUUGGGACUAUAAAUUGGAGAUUCAAAAAAGAAACCCCAGAACUUCUGUUGAGGUUAAAGAAACUGAUUUGUUGUAUGAUGGGAGGCCUAGAUUCCUUAGAAUGUAUUUCUGUUGGGAAGCUAGCAAAGAUGGGUAUAAGUUUUGUAGAAAAUUAAUUGGUGUUGAUGGGUGCCAUUUGAAAAGCAAGUUUGGAGGGAUUCUUGUAACUGCUGUGGGGAUUGAUGGGAAUGACAGCAUAUUCCCACUAGCAUAUGCACUUGUAGAAGGGGAAACAAAGGAAUCAUGGUCCUGGUUUUUGAAGUUUUUAAAGAGGGACUUGGAAAUCACAACUGAAGAUCAACAUGAACUGACAUUUAUAUCAGAUAAACAAAAAGGUCUUCUCCCAGCAUUUGAAGCGGUUCUACCACAUGCCUCACAUAGAUUCUGUGUGAGACAUCUUCACGGAAACAUGAAGGUGGCAGGAUUUGUUGGCAAGGCAAUGAAGGAUGCAUUAUGGGCAGCAGCCAAGGCCACCACAGUGAACAUGUUCUAUGAUGCCAUGGCAGAAAUCAAGGGCUUAGAUGUGGAAGCAUAUAAAUGGCUAUCAGAUAAGCACCCUUCUGAAUGGUCAAGGUCCCAUUUCACACCUUACUCUAAAUGUGAUGCUCUAGUGAAUAAUAUUUCAGAAAGUUUUAAUGCCAUGCUAUUAGAUGCUAGAGAAAAACCACUGAUUUCCUGUUUAGAAAGCAUUAGGAAAUUAAUGAUGACAAAAAUAUUUGAUAGUAGAGAAAAGGUUGUGGCAUGGAAGGGACCUUUCUGCCCUACAAUAAUGAAAAAACUUGAUUUAAUUGAGCAAGCUGCUGGUAACUGUUUAGGGAAUCAGAGUGAUGAACACUUGUUUGAAGUAAGAUGUAUGGCAGGGAAUGGGAGUUUAGAGCAGCAUACUGUUGAUUUGUUUAGGAGGGCUUGUAGUUGUAGGAAAUGGGACUUAACAGGAAUACCUUGUAAACAUGGAGUGUGUGCCAUAUGGAUUAGGAAUGGUAAAAGUGGUGUUGUGCAUCAUUAUGUAGACAGCUGUUACUCAAUUAAUGCUUACUUGAAUACGUAUGGAGGGAGGAUAAUCCCCAUUGCUGGUCCUGCUGAAUGGCCUAGAUCAAACAAGCAACCACCACUGCCCCCAUUAUAA
Messenger RNA from Ipomoea nil (Japanese morning glory), 2232 nucleotides. RefSeq lists its product as uncharacterized. Gene Ontology annotation, molecular function: DNA binding; transposase activity; zinc ion binding. NCBI's taxonomy places the organism in Eukaryota, Viridiplantae, Streptophyta, Magnoliopsida, Solanales, Convolvulaceae. The transcript has 3 exons. The record is from RefSeq and is a predicted model, not a curated record. Gene Ontology annotation, biological process: DNA transposition. Bases 1 to 2232 code for a protein of 743 amino acids.